AUGCAGGCCCAGCUGGAGGCAGAUGUGAGGAAACUGGAGAAAUCAAGAUGGGUGAGGCAAAGAACAAAUUAGUGAGGAAGUUAUUGGGCUACUGAACUGUCUGAACUCGUGUGUCUGAACUCUGACCUCUGUUGGGGUGUGGCAGGAGCUGCAGCAGAGAGAGCAUGAGGAGGAAAUGAGAGCUCGCUUCAGACGCAGCGAGUCCAUCGAGAAAGCAGCAGUGAGUCUCUUACUGACCUCUCUACUCCAUAUAAACUCUGAAGUGGCUUCCAUCUGCACAGAUCUGAAAACACAGCAUAGGUCAAAGGAAUAUGGCCUUUUAUAGGAACCUCUCAGCUUCUGUCACGCCAGCGCAGAUGAAGGAAAGGAAUGAAGGAGAGGAAGGAGUAGACGAGGCAGCUUUAGACUAUUGAGACCUGUAGUUUCCUUUACAUCAUUCAAUAAAGCAUAGUGUGGUGUGAUUCCUCAUCCUAUCUGCAGGAGGCAGCAAUGCUGGUAUCACAGCGCUCCAUGAACCCCAGAGAGUUCUUCAGACAGCUGUCAUCAGCAUCGUCCAAUAACCCAUCCAGCCCCGGCUCCCCCCGCACAGGUAAGUCGUGUGUGUGUUGUGUGUGUGUGUGUGUGUGUGGUGUGUGUGUUUAUAAGCAUUGACAAACCAAGAAGUGUCUCUACCCAAUGUGUGAUUAUGAAGCCAGUAACAGUCAAUCAUGCAUGAACCUAAACAACCAUUAUCUGUCAGUGUAUUUCUUAAUGUUGCUCAUCCUUCCUCUCUCUCUCUCUCUCUCCCUCUCUCUCUCUCCUCUCUCUCUCUCCUAUCUCUCUCUCUCUCCCUGCUCCUCUCCUCUCUCUCUCUCUCAUCUCUCUCUCUCUCUCUCUCCUCUCUCUCUCCCCCCCCCCCCCCCCCCCCACAGGCAAACCUCCAUUAAGGCGGUACCAGCGCAGUCUGACUGACACAGCAUUCAUCUUUGGGAAAUCGGACAGCCCCACCCCCACUUCCCCCCGCAGCCCCACAUUGGUCUCACCCUUCUUCCGCAUCCCAUCCUCCCCCUUCCACCGCACCAUGUCCCCAUCCAGCUCCAUCUUCCGCCCAAUCACCUCUCCCCAGAGCCCUCGCGCACCCCUGGUGUCCCCUCCCAAAUCGCCCCUCCACUCUGCCCCGCCUGUCUCAGCCCAGGCUACUCUCCCAUCACCCAGCCCCCAGUCUCAGUCCCAAACUCAGACCUUUGCCCCCCCAGCCUCUCCAGACCUCCUCGCCACCCUGUCCCCCACCUCUCCUCUAGAGAACCAGCCCCAGGCCCAGUUCCUGCCCCCCUCUCCCCAGUCCCAGCCUGAGUGCUUCCCCUAUCCCCUAAUCUCCCUGGAGCCUGCCUCAGCACCACAGCCUCCCACUGCCCCUCUGUCAGAGAGUCCACUGCAUCCAACAGGUAGGUCCCCAUCAUACACACAGCCUACUGUAGAAUGACCAUUAUAGAGUUGGUUCUCAGUUUGCCUUGGCUGCACUUAAAACAACAAUGGUUCAUUCUCUCUCAUCCAGAGCAGUACACAGCUGUACAAGUUGUACUGGUGGAGGAAGAGGAAGAUGAUGAUGAAGACCAGGCAGAGCCAGAGCCCAGCAUUGAGAGUACAGAGCCAAACCCAAAUAUGGAGGAAAGAGGGGAGGGCUCAGCACAGGAUUCAGACCCUACAUCAGUGCAGGAGCCUAUGGCAGAGGAAGGAGAGGAAGCAGAGGAAGCUGGACAAGAGAAGGGCCAAUCAGAUUACAGUCAGGCCUCUGCUGAGCCAUUCCUGGUUGAGCUUUCAGAAGAGGAGGAGGAGCCAGCUGGAACAGGUAUACUUUGUAUGUUUUUUUGUAUCUCGUAUAGUCCUGUCCUAUUAUAUAUAUAUAUAUAUAUAUAUAUAUAUAUAUACAGUGGGGCAAAAAAGUAUUUAGUCAGCCACCAAUUGUGCAAGUUCUCCCACUUAAAAAGAUGAGAGAGGCCUGUAAUUUUCAUCAUAGGUACACGUCAACUAUGACAGACAAAAUGAGGAAAAAAAAUCCAGAAAAUCACAUUGUAGGAUUUUUUAUGAAUUUAUUUGCAAAUUAUGGUGGAAAAUAAGUAUUUGGUCAAUAACAAAAGUUUCUCAAUACUUUGUUAUAUACCCUUUGUUGGCAAUGACACAGGUCAAACGUUUUCUGUAAGUCUUCACAAGGUUUUCACACACUGUUGCUGGUAUUUUGGCCCAUUCCUCCAUGCAGAUCUCCUCUAGAGCAGUGAUGUUUUGGGGCUGUCGCUGGGCAACACAGACUUUCAACUCCUUCCAAAGAUUUUCUAUGGGGUUGAGAUCUGGAGACUGGCUAGGCCACUCCAGGACCUUGAAAUGCUUCUUACGAAGCCACUCCUUCGUUGCCCGGGCGGUGUGUUUUGGAUCAUUGUCACGCUGAAAGACCCAGCCACGUUUCAUCUUCAAUGCCCUUGCUGAUGGAAGGAGGUUUUCACUCAAAAUCUCACGAUACAUGGCCCCAUUCAUUCUUUCCUUUACACGGAUCAGUCGUCCUGGUCCCUUUGCAGAAAAACAGCCCCAAAGCAUGAUGUUUCCACCUGCAUGCUUCACAGUAGGUAUGGUGUUCUUUGGAUGCAACUCAGCAUUCUUUGUCCUCCAAACACGACAAGUUGAGUUUUUACCAAAAAGUUCUAUUUUGGUUUCAUCUGACCAUAUGACAUUCUCCCAAUCCUCUUCUGGAUCAUCCAAAUGCACUCUAGCAAAGUUCAGAUGGGCCUGGACAUUGUCACACUCUGGUUCUAGGACUUUUUGUGUUUAGUCAGGGUGUGUAGAUUUCCGUGUGUUGUGUACUGUGGGUAGUGUCUAGGUGUUCACGUUCUAUGUUUGGUCAGUGACUCCCAAUCGGAGGUAACGAGUGUCAGCUGUCGGCUCGUUAUCUCUGAUUGGGAGCCAUAUUUAUAUGUCUGUGUUCACCUUGGGGUUGUGGGUUUUUGUUCUAUGUUCAGUCGGUGUACUGAGGACGUUACGGAUCGUGUUUUGUCGUUAUUUCAACAUUAAAGUCAUCAUGUUCACUCCCAACGCUGCGCUUUGGUCCUACUUUAUUGCCGAUCUUGACAGAAAAACCCACCACAACGAGACCAAGCAGCAGUUGGAAUACGAGUGGUGGAGCCAGAAGAGCGAAGGUUGGGAGAGGACUAUGGAGGCCUGGUCCACCGAGAGGAGAGACCCCCAGAAAAUUUUUAGGGGGGGGCUCACGAUGUCGGGGCAGAAGGUGUACGGCCCGGAGGAGUGCAAGAGGUUGGCAGAUAUGGCCGCCAGUUUAAGGGGGCCACUGGUUACGAAGGGGAUGGAAAGUGUGGAGGCACGGCGAGAGGUACUGGGGGGUGUUUCCAGUCCGGUCCGGCCCGUUCCUGAUCCCCGUGUAGGGCCAGGGGUGUGUGUCCCCAGUGCGGUUCUGUCUGUCCCUGCUCAACGCACCAAGCCUACGGGGUGCGUCGCCAGCCCAGCUCGGCCUGUUCCUGCGCCCCGCACCAAGUCUGUGGUGCGUUUCGCCAGCCCAGCCCGGCCUGUCCCUGCUCAACGCACCGAGCCUACGGGGUGCGUCGUCAACCCUGUCCAGCCAGAGCCUUCCGCCAGCCAGGAUCCGCCAGAGCCUUCCAGCCAGGAUCCGCCAGAGCCGUCCAGCCGGGAUCCGCCAGAGCCGUCCAGCCGGGAUACGCCAGAGCCGUCCAGCCGGGAUCCGCCAGAGCCUUCCAGCCGGGAUCCGCCAGAGCCUUCCAGCCGGGAUCCGCCAGAGCCGUCCAGCCGGGAUCCGCCAGAGCCGUCCAGCCGGGAUCCGCCAGAGCCGUCCAGCCGGGAUCCGCCAGAGCCGUCCAGCCAGGAUCCGCCAGAGCCGUCCAGCCAGGAUCCGCCAGAGCCGUCCAGCCGGGAUCCGCCAGAGCCGGAGCCGCCGCCGAGGAGGAAUGCCCACCCAGCCCUCCCCUGUUUGCUUGUAGUUAGGCGCGGUCGCAGUCCGCGCCUUUGGGGGGGGGGUACUGUCACACUCUGGUUCUAGGACUUUUUGUGUUUAGUCAGGGUGUGUAGAUUUCCGUGUGUUGUGUACUGUGGGUAGUGUCUAGGUGUUCGCGUUCUAUGUUUGGUCAGUGACUCCCAAUCGGAGGUAACGAGUGUCAGCUGUCGGCUCGUUAUCUCUGAUUGGGAGCCAUAUUUAUAUGUCUGUGUUCACCUUGGGGUUGUGGGUUUUUGUUCUAUGUUCAGUCGGUGUACUGAGGACGUUACGGAUCGUGUUUUGUUUUGUCGUUAUUUCAACAUUAAAGUCAUCAUGUUCACUCCCAACGCUGCGCUUUGGUCCUACUUUAUUGGCGAUCUUGACAGACAUGUACUGGCUUAAGCAGGGGGACACAUCUGGCACUGCAGGAUUUGAGUCCCUGGCGGUGUAGUGUGUUACUGAUGGUAGGCUUUGUUACUUUGGUCCCAGCUCUCUGCAGGUCAUUCACUAGGUCCCCCCGUGUGGUUCUGGGAUUUUUGCUCACCGUUCUUGUGAUCAUUUUGACCCCACGGUGUGAGAUCUUGCGUGGAGCCCCAGAUCGAGGGAGAUUAUCAGUGGUCUUGUAUGUCUUCCAUUUCCUAAUAAUUGCUCCCACAGUUGAUUUCUUCAAACCAAGCUGCUUACCUAUUGCAGAUUCAGUCUUCCCAGCCUGGUGCAGGUCUACAAUUUUGUUUCUGGUGUCCUUUGACAGCUCUUUGGUCUUGGCCAUAGUGGAGUUUGGAGUGUGACUGUUUGAGGUUGGGGACAGGUGUCUUUUAUACUGAUAACAAGUUCAAACAGGUGCCAUUAAUACAGGUAACGAGUGGAGGACAGAGGAGCCUCUUAAAGAAGAAGUUACAGGUCUGUGAGAGCCAGAAAUCUUGCUUGUUUGUAGGUGACCAAAUACUUAUUUUCCACCAUCAUUUGCAAAUAAAUUCAUUAAAAAUCCUACAAUGUGAUUUUCUGGAUUUUUUUUCCUCAAUUUGUCUGUCAUAGUUGACAUGUACCUAUGAUGAAAAUUACAGGCCUCUCUCAUCUUUUUAAGUGGGAGAACUUGCACAAUUGGUGGCUGACUAAAUACUUUUUUCCCCCACUGUAUAUAUAUUUAAGGCUAAAUACAACAAUUGAAAGAGAAGAAGAGUUUUAUGUUAAGAGAAGGUUGUGGAAAAGGUGUGUGACACAACUGACACGUUAUGUUUCAGAUGCAGAAGUUAUUAUUCCGCUAAUCACACAAAAGGUUGUGGUCCCGUCCACCAAUGGGGUGACAGACGAGGAGGAGUUGGUGGAACACAAUGGUACAGGUAUGUUACCCCGCUCAUCCAUUGAUAGGGAUCUACGCUAGCCUACAUUGCCCAAGUUGCUCUCAAACUGAAUGAACCCUUUAUGUUGAUGAGAUAACAUAGAAUAGACAUACCAGAAGCCUACAUUGCAAUUCCCUAUCCUUUUCCAGGAAUCCUCUUCCUCAUGGAUUUUUAAAUCCAUGAAGGGGAUUGAAAAGUACACACUUGCUUAGCGUAGGGUAGGGAACCAGAAUCCAACCACUGUCAUGGUUCCUCUUUUCCAGAGCGAUCAAUGAGUCCACCAGAAAGGGAGCAAGGUACUCCAGAAUUGGCUGUUCAUUUUGAUGAAGAGGAGGAGGACUUUGUUGAAGAGAAUGAGGUCCAGGAGAUUUCAGAGAAUGGACAAGAGGUUGUUACACAACACACAAAGUCAUAUGUCCCCUACCCCCUGCCAUCCUAUUCACUACUGGGCUUCAAACCUAGUCAUGGAGACCCACACGGUGUGCAGACCUUUGUUCCAGCCCAGUAUUAAUACAAAGACUUGAUGAUUAGUUGAAAAGUUAUAAAAGGUGUGUUAGUGCUGGGCUAGAAAAAAAGCUUGCACCCCUCUGGGUCUCCAGGACCAGGAUUGAAGAACAUGGACUAAUUUAAUAUAAAUGUAAUGUAGAUGACAACCAAGCAAGGGCUCUGUAAUGGGGAAAAUGGUGACCUUCAUUCAUGAUUGUUUUUCUCUGUUUCAGAUGUGUGUAAGAGCUCUCUAUGACUACCAAGCAGGUCAGUUCUCAGUGUAACUCAUACCAUGGACCACACACCCAUGCACACCUACACACACACACCUACACACACACACAGACACACACACACACACAGACAUACUAUGAUUCUCUGAGUGUUAAACCUAGUCUUUCUCUUUUCUCACAGAGGAUGAAUCAGAGAUCUCAUUUGAACCAGGUGACAUCAUAAGUGCGGUGGAGACUGUGGACAAGGCCUGGUGGCGGGGCUGCAGUAAAGAUGGACGCCAGGGACUCUUUCCAGCCAAUUACGUGGAGACCAUCUAG
This is a messenger RNA of Coregonus sp. 'balchen', 6347 nucleotides long. Lineage: Eukaryota; Metazoa; Chordata; Actinopteri; Salmoniformes; Salmonidae. The record is from the annotation of a GenBank genome assembly.